This is a messenger RNA of Neurospora crassa OR74A, 1728 nucleotides long. RefSeq lists its product as hypothetical. Bases 803 to 1519 code for a protein of 238 amino acids. NCBI's taxonomy places the organism in Eukaryota, Fungi, Ascomycota, Sordariomycetes, Sordariales, Sordariaceae. The transcript is spliced from 2 exons. The record is from RefSeq and is a predicted model, not a curated record.
CAAGUUUCCUAUUUUGGCUCUUACCUUCAAAGCGUGGCGCUACUAUUCCACCGGGCUGAGAAGUAUGGUCUCUUCCUGUCCGCCUAUGAUGCAGUUGGCUUCAACGCCAUAUGCCGUGAGACACGGUCAAUUUCUAUCCUCCAGUGGGGACUGGACUCUUUUUACUCUCAAGGUUGCGACCGGCCUCGAAUAACUCCCAACAAAGAAUAGUAUUCGUCGGUACAGGACGUCACAAUAUCCCAUAUCUGACAAGGCAAGCUCUGUUGUGUAUAGCCACAAAACGGGUUACAACCUUGCGAAGCGAGCCGAGCCUCGUGCUGGAUGCUUUGCUUCCACGGAUCAGCGCGUGGCAGUUCCAUGCUGCAGACUAGGCAUCUCUCAUAUGGAAGGGUUCUCGUGGCGUUGGCUGGGCAUACGCAGUGAUAUCCCUCCUUUGGAACAAAGAAGAGAAGUACGUACCCGGUCGAGCCAAUCUCACUGCACAUCAUGAAGAGGCAGUGUCAGUUUUGUGUGCUUACGUGUGGACAAGCUGACAACCACCACAUUUGGAAAUGGGACCCAAUCCGCGUCCCCAAAGACGGCUGAGAGAAGGCCUUUCGCCCAACGAGAGAAAAGACACACCGGCACGACCGCAGUCGGUCCGCUCUCAUAUAAGACGGCUGGCGCUGUUGUCAAUAUCUGGGGUAACUUGGACAGGCCCCAACCACAUUGCACUUUGCCAUAUCAAGACCCCAACUGUUCUUGUCCUUCUUCACACUGUUAAGCUCUUCUAUUCCCUCAGCCCUAGUGGGAUUCGUUCACAAUGGCUUCAAGCAGGCUCAUGAAAGCCAUCUAUGUGGCUUUGUUUUUGCUUUACGUUGACGCAGCCAUCUCAUUAUCCCUUGUCUCGUCAAUGGUGGCAUUUCUUCAUGGACGCGGCGGCCAACCAUUCGAGGUCCGACGACUUGGUUCGGUCUUCGACCUUCCCGGAGAACCUGCACAUCUUUUGACGGACCACGGCCACACGACAAAUGCAGCAGGAGGUACGGGCGUCGUCCUUGUAGGGUUCGGUGGCCUCCUAGCUUUGUGGUUGGAGCAUAGGUCCAGGGCAAAGUACGGGAAAACAUCGCCAUUCUACUAUCUCUGGGCCCUUAUCACGAUUCUCAGCUGGCUUCUUACUCUCACGGCUCUGAUCUAUACCUAUGUCCUGACCAACAAGCAUUCGGAUCAGGGUAUCGACCUCGCCUACGCAGAAGGCAGUGCUCCGAAGCCGUACCCACGGGACUCUUGGACCCCGGAGAACUGGUAUACGCUGGUCAACAGUCUAUCACUUGUCCACAGCGACGAUCACGACAUACUGAAGAAGAAAUUGAGAACCAUGCGCGGAUGGCGCUACAACCUUAUUCCCUUCAUGAUUCUUGGUUUCAUUCUCAUGGUCCUCGUCAUCGUGGAGCUGUUGAGUUUCAGGAGGUCGAGGGGUAGGAAGACAGAACAGCCAUUUGAAGAACGACCGCAUGAGUCCGCUCACUUGGUAGCCUGAUGUGGGCUUUCAAGUUGGGGAACAUAAGGGAUUUGUGAUUGUGGUCACUUGAGCGGUACGGUCGAGAUGUCAUAACCGAUGUCAAUUCAUUAGUAAACAAAGGGUCUUGCUCAAAAGAGGUAGAUGGAUGGAAGAGUGUCGACAUAUGAGUAACAAAGAUGAUCUCAGUGGUACUAUAGUUUGAAAGGAAUAUAUUAUAUAUAGCCGCC